UUCUAAGCCAUCUCGCUUGUCCAAAGCUAACAGCGUAUCACAAUGUUUGCUUCGUCGACAGUCGCCUUCGACCAUUCAAUCCUGGCGAUUGACAAGAUAGAGAAGUGUUACUCUUCCCUUGUUUCAAUCGUUACGGUUGUGCAAUGGUCGUGGAAUAUCUUGCUUCGUUUCUCCUUGUUCCCUUAUCAAAUCCCUACACCCAUUGGGGGCGAUGAUUUCAAGCUAGGGAACCGGAAUCACUGCAGCAAGCGAGACGUGGGUGAGGAUGAUGAAGAAGUUGAAUGUGCUAUAUGUUUAUGUAAGAUCGAUGAAGACGAUGAGAUUCCCGAGUUGAGAUGUGACCAUCUUUUCCAUAAAGUUUGCUUGGAUAGAUGGGUAGGACAUCGGCGUACCACAUGCCCUGUCUGCCGCAGAUCUUUAACUCCUCGGCAACUAGUGUCCGGCAUGGAAGUUAUUCUUUUCAAAUAUCGUUCUUUUGAUGAUACCAGCCACCGGGAAACCUGGUGGCUGCGUUAGAUCAUUUUAAUAGCUACCGUGAUAUUGUGGCGGGUUAAGCUUUUUUUACUGUUGAUAUUUACAAAUAAUUAAUUACCAUAACAUUCAUUAUGUGAAAAAAAUCCAUAUUUAAAUCCUUGUAUCGUAUAUUUAUAUAUAUAUAUAUAGAGAGAGAGAGAGAGUCAUGAAAGGGUUCCAACUUUGAACUUUUUAAUGAUUUUGAAGACGUUAGAACAGUAAAAGUGCAUGAGUCAAUAUUGUUGUGAUAAGACCCCCACUUUCCUUCAAUUCUAUGUGUUUGAUUAUUCAUCUCAGAUCAAUUGAAUCAACUCAUUUACUUGUU
Molecule: messenger RNA, 838 nt
Organism: Gossypium arboreum
Lineage: Eukaryota; Viridiplantae; Streptophyta; Magnoliopsida; Malvales; Malvaceae
Exons: 1
Coding region: 43-516 (157 amino acids)
Biological process (GO): protein ubiquitination
Molecular function (GO): ubiquitin protein ligase activity
Source: RefSeq, a predicted model, not a curated record